Molecule: messenger RNA, 459 nt
Organism: Nematolebias whitei (Rio pearlfish)
Lineage: Eukaryota; Metazoa; Chordata; Actinopteri; Cyprinodontiformes; Rivulidae
Product: T-cell leukemia homeobox protein 1-like
Exons: 1
Coding region: 1-459 (152 amino acids)
Biological process (GO): animal organ development; regulation of transcription by RNA polymerase II
Cellular component (GO): nucleus
Molecular function (GO): RNA polymerase II cis-regulatory region sequence-specific DNA binding; DNA-binding transcription factor activity, RNA polymerase II-specific
Source: RefSeq, a predicted model, not a curated record
AUGGACCAUAUGGGGAUCCUGGGGGCGCACUUGCAGCAGCACGCGCACUUGGAGCCCAUCAGCUUCGGCAUCGAUCAGAUCCUCAGCAGCGUGGAGCAGAGCUGCAUGCUGAGCGCGCGGAUGCACGAGGCGGACUACGGACACCCGGCGUACGGCGGCGGCACGGGCGGGGGCUUCGCGUGCAGCGGCGGGUACAACGGCGCGGGCGGCUCGUGCGCGGCGGCCGCGCUCGGGGGAACUUAUCACAUGAACAUGAACGGAAGUAACGGGACCCCCGCCGGGGUCAUCCGGGUCCCCGCGCACCGGCCCCUCAACGGGGGGAGCCCGGCCGUGGGGCCCGCGGGGAGCGGCCCCCUCAACAACCUGAGCGGCCUCACCUUCCCCUGGAUGGAGAGUAACCGGCGCUACACCAAGGACAGGUUCACAGGUAAACAACAACAACAACAGGAAUCAUUUUAA